Messenger RNA from Talaromyces stipitatus ATCC 10500, 990 nucleotides. Its product is annotated as 3-oxo-5-alpha-steroid 4-dehydrogenase family protein. Gene Ontology annotation, molecular function: oxidoreductase activity, acting on the CH-CH group of donors. Gene Ontology annotation, biological process: lipid metabolic process. The coding region runs from base 1 to 990 and encodes 329 amino acids. The record is from RefSeq and is a predicted model, not a curated record. Lineage: Eukaryota; Fungi; Ascomycota; Eurotiomycetes; Eurotiales; Trichocomaceae. The transcript is spliced from 2 exons.
AUGGCAAACUUCGACUCUUCCAAAUGGUUUCCAGCCGCAACAGUAGUUCAAUGGCUCUUAAACUACCAUCCAGCAGGGAAAUUCUCCCUGCCAAACUCCGUACUCAAUCUCAAUGGCCGCUUUGCCUGGUGUGUCAUGGAGGUGGUUGGUCCCAUCAAUAUGAUUUACAUACUCUCGACACUUCCGGCACAGGUCAAUUUUUCGUUCACAGAUUUACCUCUGUGGAAUAAACUUGCUGCCGCGCUUUAUGUGAUUCAUUACUUCAAUCGAUCUAUCAUGAACCCCCUCUUUGUUGCGCCUAGUAUCUCGCCCGUCAGGCUGGAAGUAUUCCUGCUGGCUUUUAUUUUCAAUUGGUUCAAUUCUUCGUGUAUUGCUGGGUGGAUUGCGGGAUAUGAUCUCACUCAGAGACUUGGAUAUACGCCUUUACCGGCGUCAUCGACGAUACUUCACCAGUGUCUUCCCUAUAUCGGCUUGGCAACUUUUGCAUAUGGGAUGAUUGGUAAUAUCCGUGCCGAAAGGACACUAUGGUCCCUUCGCCGAGAGGAAGCGCAGCGUCGCGCAUCCAAAAAAUUAGACAGCAAAGAUGGAGAGUGUGAGAAAAACAUCUACCACAAAGUCUACGUUAUUCCUCCCGCAAAAGGGCUAUUCCGAUGGGUUCUCUACCCCCACUAUGCCCUCGAAUGGCUUGAAUGGCUCGGUUUCGUAUUAGUCGGGACAGCUGUAUACCCUGCUCAUGCAUUUUUGCCCGCGAUAUCAAAUCCAGGUUUGCCAGCACCGUCAGUCGCUCCUGCGCCGUGGUUGAGACCAUUUGCUAUGCUUGCUGAGCACUUCCGUCUUCCGUUCCCAGGGCCAGCACUUGUGUUUGUGUUGAAUAAUGUUUUCACUAUGUUGCCUCAGGCACGACGUGGGUGGAGAUGGUAUAAUACCAACUUUGGAAAGGAUGCUGUUGCCGGUCGGAGUGCAGUGAUCCCAGGGGUCCCGUUUCUAUAA